Molecule: messenger RNA, 979 nt
Organism: Juglans microcarpa x Juglans regia
Lineage: Eukaryota; Viridiplantae; Streptophyta; Magnoliopsida; Fagales; Juglandaceae
Exons: 6
Coding region: 1-585 (194 amino acids)
Source: RefSeq, a predicted model, not a curated record
AUGACGAGAAACGAAGAGGAAGAGGAACUAGUGAGGAGGGCAUCUACCAGCUCCACCACUAGACUGAGAGUCAGAACGGACCCUUUCCUGCUGGUCUGUAGGGGCUUCAGCGUCAUAACCGCUCUCACUGCCAUCCUCUGUAUUGUGGUCAACGUUCUCUCAGCCAUUCGAUCCUUCAAGGACGGAUCCGAUAUAUUCGAUGGGAUAUUUCGGUGUUACGCCGUUGGGAUUGCGUUCUUUGUGGUUCUGGCCGAGACGGAAUGGGGAUUCAUCCUCAAGUUCUCGAAGGUGUUGGAGUAUUGGGCUGGUAGGGGUAUGCUGCAGAUAUUCGUUGCAGUGAUGACAAGAGCUUUCCCUGACUAUUCUGGGGUGCAGGAGGACCUUAUUCUUCUUCAGAACAUAUCAAGUUAUAUGCUUCUUGCUUGUGGUGUACUCUAUUUAGCUUCGGGGCUCCUGUGCAUUGGACAUCUCAAGCGUGCACGGCAGAAGAAAGAGAUUACAAGGGACCAAGCUGUCAAGGAUCUGGAAGAAUUGGAGCGGCGUAGAGAGGAACUUGAACAAUGGCUUGUCACGGAAAGGGUCUAAGGCAAUUUGCAUGAGUAAGUCAGAGGCAAGGAAACCAAGUCUAUUUUGCCAUUUGCUCUUGCGUUGUUCAGUCAAUUUGAAGAGGGAUGUUUUUGCUCCUUCUUGACCAAGUAAUUGCUAGUUAUUUAAACAAGAGAAACCCCAGAGAUCUACCUUUUGAAGUCCUUGAAGUUCAGUUUUGAGCAGCUAGCAUCGUGUAUCCAUGGAAGACGGUGCCUGAUGCUACCCAUUUUUUUACAAUUGGCUAAAAACUUGUCUAUUUGAGACUUGUACCUAACAUUCUUUAUUCAUAGUUCAUUUGUUUUCUAAGAGUUACCUGAUCCAUAUCGAAGAACAUGCAACUAUUUCGGUUCUUUAAUUUGGAAUGAAAGAGUGGUCAGUAGUUUAUUUGAAA